GUAGUGGAGGUAGAGAAGGAAGAGGUAGAGGAGGAAGAGGUAGAAGAGGAAGAGAGUGAGGAGGAGGGAGAGGUAGGGGAGAAAGAGGUAGAGGAGGAAGAGGUAGAAGAGGAAGAGGUAGGGGAGGCAGAGGGAGUGGGGGGAGAGGAAGAGGAAGAAGUAGUGGAGGUAGAGGAGGAAGAGGUAGAGGAGGAAGAGGUAGAAGAGGAAGAGAGUGAGGAGGAGGGAGAGGUAGGGGAGAAAGAGGUAGGAGAGAAAGAGGUAGAGGAGGAAGAGGUAGAGGAGGAAGAGGUAGAGGAGGAAGAGAGUGAGGAGGAGGGAGAGGUAGGGGAGGAAGAGGUAGAGGAGGAAGAGAGUGAGGAGGAGGGAGAGGUAGGGGAGAAACAGGAAGAGGGGCAAGUAGGGGAGGAAGAGGAGGGAGAGAAACAGCAGGAGAGUGCUGAGGACAUGAUCCAAGAGCUCUCAGCUACUGGGUCAGAACAGGGGGAAAAGAGAGAUGGUGAAGACCAGAAAGCAGAUGCUUCAUAUGUUGAUGAGGAGGAGCAUGAUUUCCCAGAGGGCCAUGAGAACCAUAUCACUUUGGGUGCCCUAAAGCAGGAUUCAUCAGCUGAUGGCCAAGAUAACCAGUCAAUAUAUGAGCCCAGAAGAAGGUCCAAGAGAAAGCCCUCAGGACGUGAUCAGACACCUGGUAGAGUGAUCUACGUCAAAAACCUUCCCAGAGGCUUCUAUACAGAUAAUGACUUCCUGAAGAUUGUUAAAGGCUUCGGGAGAGUGCAUCGCUAUUACCUCCAUGGCAAUGGUGAAGAGGGCUUCAUUGAGAUGGAGAGGUCUUCGGAUGCAACAAAGGCUUUAAGAGAGCUGCGUUAUGAUGGCUGUAAAUUAUACGGCCAGAGGGUGACCAUCCUGCGGUCUCAGAAAUACAAGAGAUUAAUAACAGGGUGGAAACCUGAAUCAGACUCUGAUUCUGAAAGUGAUCAGAAGAAAGAUCACAGGAAUAGUAGAAGCAGCAGCAGGAUAAGGAGAUGGAUCAGCAGUCACUCAAAGUCAGCAGCUAAGGACAAGGAGACGAAAGAGGAGGACGAGGAAACGAAAGAGGAGGACAAGGAGACGAAAGAGGAGGACGAGGAAACGAAAGAGGAGGACGAGGAAACGAAAGAGGAGGACGAGGAGACGAAAGAGGAGGACGAGGAGACGAAAGAGGAGGACGAGGAGACGAAAGAGGAGGACGAGGAGACGAAAGAGGAGGACGAAGAGACGAAAGAGGAGGACGAGGAGACGGCACGACAAGUACACUCCGAACAGCGUAGUAAACAAUCGUCUGAUCCAGCCAAACACUUUCACAUGGACAGAGGAGCGUCUAAAUUGAAUACUGACAAAUUCUCCAACAGUGAAGACCAAAACAAUGCCCCUGUCUCUGCUGCUGAGGAUGAGAAGCGGGCCUGUAGCACCGAGGACAAUGUCGAAACCAAGAUGGAGGAUAAUGUGGAAAGAGGACCAGAUUACGUGAAGACUGGUAUGGAGUCAUCAUUCCAGCCCAACAACCCAGUGGGAAGGGAAUUCAUUACACCUGUCAUGGGCUAUUUCUGCAACCUGUGUCAAGUAGCCUAUGUCAAUGAGGAUGAAGCAAAGAACCAACACUGCAGCAGCCUCUGUCACUAUCUGAAGUUUAUGGAACAUUCAGCUAAAGACACAGCCUCUAGCUAAAAGAUGUCCAUCUCUGGAGGAAGUUGACAAGAUGACAGUCUUAGACCCAAUUUAACAGGAAGUGUUACCAGCACUUCUGGAGGAGUGUGAAGAAUUUGGGAUUUUGCCAUGUCUUAACGCUCAGAAGAAAGCCACAGGUUUUACCUAAUCCACAAGAGGCUCUUUGUGAAACUCAUCCUAGAACAAUAAAUGGGAUUGCAGAUUACGUUAAUCUGUAUUGGUUUAUAUGAACAAAUGUACAGCACCUACCUAUAUAUAUAUUGUUAAGUUUGUGUUGUAAUAGCUCAGAUCUACUUCCGGUAACUUGGUUUGUUUGUCCUAUGCUUGGAAUUAAAGCUAUUAGAAAACCCUAUCUCGUUUGUUUUCAAGAUGAGUUGAAAUAUAAUUUCAUUCUAAAAUAUUAUGUGAAUUAAUAUGCAUUCAUUUUUUGCAUUUUUGUAAUUUUAACAUAAUUCAAGCAACGAUAACAUCACCACCUAUACUGAACAAAAAUAUGAAUGCAACAUGCAACAAUUUUACUGAGUUACAGUUCCUAUAAGGAAAUCAGUAGAUUUAAAUAAAUUCAUUUGGCUCUAAUUUAUGGCUUUCACAUGAUUGGGAAAGGAGUGCAGUCAUGGGAGGGCAAAGGUCAACCUACCUGCGCAAAGGUCAACCCACCUGGGCAUAGGCCAACCCACUUGGGAGCCAAGUCCACCCAUUGUGGACCAAGGCCCAACCAAUCAGAAUUUGUUUUACCCCACAAAAGGGCUUUAUUACAGACGGAAAUACUUCUCAGUUUCAUCAGGUGGCUGGUCUGGGUGUGGCUUUCGUGCUUACUUGUGGUCUGCGGUUGUGAGGCUGGUUGGACGUACUGACAAAUUCUCUAAGAUGACAGAGGUCGGCUUAUGGUAGAGAAAUUAUCAUUCAGUUAUUCAUGUAAUAAGGAAUUCUCCUUGACCACACCCACACAUUGGGGGGAAAACAAACAUUCUUUCCUUUUGACCCCCAGUGUAAAAGAGCCAACUUUGUAGUCGAUUUGUUGUUAUAAAGAAAUGACAAAACAUGCCGAAAACCUGCUGUGUUAUUCAAUGUAUAUGUAACCAGGUCAAACAUCCUGACCUAUGGUUUGCAAUGCUCCCACUUUGGGAAAUAGGCUACCACAGUAGCUAUGUGUGUGGAAAACAUUUCAUCACAGAAAAUCCAUGUAACCUUGUUUAGUUUAGUCAGUUUGUAACUCUACUUACUACUUAUAGUUGUGUAGUUAAAUUGUUUGUGUUAGCUUAAUGUUCUAGUUGCUAGCUAGCGUUCACUCAUGUGGCCGCUUAGCACCCUCAUGAAAAGGGCAUUUUUUAAAAACGUUUUUAUUGAACCCUUAUUUCCUGGCGUGAGGGAGGGAGCCCUACAAUAGUAUGUUUUUCUAAGGAACGAGAACUCACAGGAGCAGGCAACGCUGACAAGUAAUCUUUAGAUAUGUUGUACUUUUCUUUAAAUAUAGUUUAGCAAUUGACUAAAACAAACAAGACAACAAGAAAAUGCGUCUUUUGAAAAAGGUCAAGUUUGUGCUGUGAGGCAAAUGGGGGUAUCCACAGGUUGUUUUCCUUUACAGACGGCCUAGAGGCCUCUAAUCUGUGCUAGAGUCCUCUAUAAUCUGUGAUAGAGGCCUCUGUAAUAUGUGCUAGAGGCCUCUGUAAUAUGUGCUAGAGGCCUCUGUAAUAUGUGCUAGAGGCCUCUAUAAUCUGUGCUAGAGUCCUCUAUAAUCUGUGCUAGAGUCCUCUAUAAUCUGUGCUAGAGUCCUCUAUAAUAUGUGCUAGAGGCCUCUAUAAUCUGUGCUAGGGGCCUCUAUAAUAUGUGCUAGAGGCCUCUAUAAUCUGUGCUAGAGGCCUCUAUAAUCUGUGCUAGGGGCCUCUAUAAUCUGUGCUAGGGGCCUCUAUAAUAUGUGCUAUAGGCCUCUAUAAUCUGUGCUAGAGUCCUCUAUAAUCUGUGCUAGAGGCCUCUAUAAUAUGUGCUAGAGUCCUCUAUAAUCUGUGCUAGAGUCCUCUAUAAUCUGUGCUAGAGGCCUCUAUGUAGCUCUAUGGUAAAACAAACAUGGCAGUGUCUGGUGAGUGGGAAAUAGUUUUCAUUAAUGUGUAGACAAGUUGAGAAAUGUAAAUGUCUAUAGUUGUUCAUAAUCGUAUGUCAUAAUAUGAUUUUGGAUAUUUUUUUGAGCUUUCAAGAUAAUUGACUGGAGUAGGCUACUGUAAGCACGGGAGAAGUAACGUUAUCUACUAGCUAGCUACUAGCUAGCUAUGCUAUCUAGCUAACGUUAGCUAGCUACAGUGAGUGACAUUAUAUCAGCAGCAGCAAUGUUGACAAAGAUGUUUCUAUCUGUGAUGUUGAUGUUCAAGCAAGUGUGCCAAUCAAGACAUUUUGGAAAAAAAUCACUGUAAGCCUGUAGAUAAUUGAUAUUUGGACUAGUAACCGGAAGGUUGCAAAUUCAAACCCCGAGCUGACAAGGUACAAAUCUGUCGUUCUGCCCCUGAACAGGCUAACCCACUGUUCCUAGGCCGUCAUUGAAAAUAAGAAUUUGUUCUUAACUGACUUGCCUGGUUAAAUAAAGGUAAAAUAAAUAAAUAAAAUUCUUGCAGGAAAACA
Oncorhynchus nerka (sockeye salmon) is the source of this 4314-nucleotide messenger RNA. Its product is annotated as matrin-3-like. Gene Ontology annotation, cellular component: nucleus. The transcript is spliced from 8 exons. Lineage: Eukaryota; Metazoa; Chordata; Actinopteri; Salmoniformes; Salmonidae. Gene Ontology annotation, molecular function: RNA binding. The record is from RefSeq and is a predicted model, not a curated record. The coding region runs from base 448 to 1704 and encodes 418 amino acids.